Molecule: messenger RNA, 2848 nt
Organism: Brachypodium distachyon (stiff brome)
Lineage: Eukaryota; Viridiplantae; Streptophyta; Magnoliopsida; Poales; Poaceae
Exons: 11
Coding region: 114-2015 (633 amino acids)
Source: RefSeq, a predicted model, not a curated record
GGUUUUACAGAAUUUCUGGGUGGUCGUCAGUGAAUCUCCCUAGUUUUGUAUCCGCCUCUGCGCCGCCGCCGUCGCCGGCCUCGUCUCCGGCGAGCCCCACUCCCUCCCUCAGAAUGCCAUCCCCGUACCUCCUCCCGCCGCCUCUAUCUCUCCCCUGGCGCCUCGCCUCAUCCCCCUUCCGCCGCAACUCACCCCCGUCCCCCAUCAGAACCCCAUCACCGAUCCCCACGCCCCGUCUCACCCUCCGCGCUCUCCAUGCUCGCGCCAGCGGCGGCGGCGGCGGCGACGGGUUAUUACGCGGCGCGGCGGGAGACGGCGGCGGGCGCGUCAUCCCGAUCGCGCGGUGCUACGAGGGCGCCCUCGCGCGGCUCGAGGUCUCCGGCGGCGCGCGGCGGGAGCAGGCGGUCGCGGCGGCGGCGGCGGCCGAUGGCGGGAAGGCGGCGGAGGCGCACCUCGAGGCUGGAUCCGGGGCCAUGGUUAUCGAGGCCUUCCUCCCCGGAGCUGCCGCCGGCGGAGGCGCUGCGUCCACUCGUGUGAUUUUGCAAGCCAUGGAAGUAAAAGAGAAGGCCAGUAAGAUAAAGAAAGACUUCGGUGCUGAUUUUUUCUCUGAAAAUGAGCCUGAUUCCGAGAGUAUGCUGGCUAUGGCCCUGAAGCAAGUUGUAAUGGAGCAGCUGUCAGAUUUUCGUGUAGAAAUCUUCUCCCCUGGUUCAGAGAGAGACUUCCAAGAUCGGAGCAAACCCCAAAAGGUCCCCGUGGAUUUUAGCAUCAGUUCAUCAGAUGGAAAACUUCUGUCUGCUCUUGCUGAAGCCAUAUUCUCCUGUGUCGUUGAGGACGUUGAAAAGAAUUUCCUUGGGCGCACAGGCAGUUUGUUUCAAAUGCGGAAGCUGAACUGCUCAUACGAUUCCACUGUUUGUAUACACAGAAUUUCUGAGGCAGAAAUAGCAAAUAACGCCAGGAGAUGCUUGGAGAGUUUUAAUCUUGUCAAGUCUUCUCAUGAAGUGGGCAUAGCAAAGAAGGCAUGGUGGCCAGCUCCAAAAUACGAAAGGUUGGCGGACAUUGGGGGACCUGAUUUUAUCCUUUGGGCCCAUGAGUUUGUUCCUUCUUAUAAACUGCAAAUUAAUGCUAAAGCAUUUGAGGAUACCAAGCUUGCAGGCUGGCAUGAGCUAGCAAAUAAUAGGCAGGAAAUUCUCAUAUCCCACCUCCAACUGGUGGAACUAGGGAAUGUACUAGACAUGUAUUUUGAAGAUCAGUUCACAUUGCCUGGCAAAACUUUCCAUUCUCACUGGAAUGCAGAACCAUCAAAGAUUAAAAGCAACAAUGUUUAUUUGAAUAACCUCUUUGUUUUAUUGGCGGGUAGCUGUGUUAUUCUUACUGUUGGCAUCAUUGCUCAGUUAUGCUGGCCCCAGACUCUUAAAGACAAAAGAUUUUUCAUUGGCAGUUCAAGCCCCUCAUCAUCACAGAAGUAUUGCUCUGAUAUCCAUUCACUGGAUAACAGUGAGGUACAAGAUUAUUGCAUAUCUGUCAUUGAGAAAAUAAAAGAUUCAUGUGGCUGCCCUGGGGAUAUAGUGGUUGAUGAAAAGAUUGGUGCUUGGGUUGGAGAACUGCCUGACUGCCUCAAGGCCAUCAACCGUGAGGAUGGUGCUGCUUCUGAUGAUGUUCAGUAUUCCCAUACUGAACAAAACGACUUGGUGUCAACUCCCACUAAGAUAACUUCUAAUCUAGAACAAAAAGAUAAUACCCAGGAAAUUCUGCUGAACAUUGCUAGUUUUCAGGUUGUCAUGUCAGAAGAAGGUAAGCUAGUGGGUUUUCAGCCAACCAGCCGCCUAGCUGUGAACCAUUGGGCAACAAAUCCGCUAGCAGCAUUGCUAUAUGACGGGCGAAAGCUUUCCCCAGCCUUUCUGGAGCCUAGGCUUAAAAUUCCCCGUCCUUCUAAGGUUGUCCCAAUUGAAUUGUUAAUGUCGGUAAAUUCAGAAACUUUUUUUGCUUUGGCGAGACCUGUUCAACAUCCUUGCUAAGUUGCUAACAGAGACUCUGACUACAGUGGCCUCCGGCAGCACCUCCCCAUUUUCCUGCUGAAAGCCAAUCGUGCUGUGGCAUUAGGUCGCCACCUUCUCCUCCCACAGAUGGCUGCCACCGCCUUUCCACGAGUUGGAGUCUGGGAUUUUGACACCGGUCAGUUCCCGCACAACGUUGCCGCCUCCCCUGCACAUUGCCGCCGGGAGACUGAGACGACUCAGUUGGCCUGUACUUCUCGGUUGCCACAACUGCAGACGGUCACUGCCCUUGUUUUGUGGAACUGGACGGUGUGGGUUGCUAUCAUCAGCAGCGACUCCCCUCGCCUUCGCAUUCCUCUUGCAGAAUUUCGAGAGGGGAGGAAGUGAAAUACUAGAAGGUGUGAUCCUAUGACAGUAGUUGGUCUGGAGAUAGAUGCUAGCCAGGCCCGGGAAGGUUAGUUCACUUACUACACACAUGGAGUGACAAAUGGCUGGAGGGUUGCAUGCUCUACAAUGCCAUUCUGGAGUCUGGGAAGAAAUGUUUGGAAUCGAUUGGUCAAUGCUCUAUGUCAAGAGUAUGCAGCUUGGGGUAAAACAUGGAAUCCGUCCUUGUCCUCCAGAGGGCUGGCGAAGCCCAAAGAGAUCCGUCGAGCAAAGCUGCAGAAGAUGUUUGAGGUUACACUAAGCACAAUGGUGCUCGUGUUUGAACCUUUUCCGUAGAGCCGCUUGUGGCUGGAUUUACCUUCUGUUUUAGUGUAGUUUUACCUUUUCUAGUAUUGUAAGAACUCUGCAGACUCCCCCCCUGUUUGGGUUUCAGUGAAAUGAAACAAGGCAUCAUACAUUUUUACUCUGAU